Messenger RNA from Stegastes partitus (bicolor damselfish), 1103 nucleotides. RefSeq names its product non-histone chromosomal protein HMG-14. Gene Ontology annotation, cellular component: nucleus; chromatin. Bases 172 to 468 code for a protein of 98 amino acids. The transcript is spliced from 6 exons. Gene Ontology annotation, molecular function: nucleosomal DNA binding. The record is from RefSeq and is a predicted model, not a curated record. NCBI's taxonomy places the organism in Eukaryota, Metazoa, Chordata, Actinopteri, Pomacentridae.
AUACCGAGAGGGAGAUCCAAUCCGGUUUGAGCUAGUUCUUAUACUAGUCGGACGUUUAUGUUAAGUUACAGACUGCUCCGGAGGUGUAAGACAGAGGUGCAAGGCUGACCCACAUUACGCUGAGUUUCCUUAAAGGCUGUGUCAAAUCUGUGCUGUGCAAACCAAGCAACAAUGGGAAAGAAAAAGACUACCACUGAUGCAGAGGCAAGUGCUGAGCCAAGGAGAAAGUCUGCAAGAUUGUCAGGGACUAAGAAAGAGACAGCGCCAGAGACAGUAAAGCCAGAAAAGAAAAAGGCACCCGGCAAGAAAGAAGUGAAAAAAACAGCAGUGGUCGAGCCAGAGGAGAAGAAAGAAGAACCUCAGGCGGAGACAGAAGAGGUUCCUGCAGAAAAUGGAGAGGCCAACACUGAGGAGGCCACAGCUGCAGAUGACCAGCCGAAUGGUGAAGAGGAAAAAGCAGCAGAGUAGUAGUGAUACCUCUGAACUCAUUUGCCAAUGCUCCCUGUACCUCCUUUGUUGUAAAAUGCAGAGAAUAUUUUUAUCUACUAUUUUCUUAAGACAACAAUGUUUUUAGGGAUGUGAUUGCAUUUUAUUUUUUUUAAAUACUACAACAAAGUCUCUGUCAUUGUGCUUUCGUGGUCUUUUUGUUGUUAGAUUCUAGUUUUUUGUUUUUUUUCCUGCAUGACAUGCAAUAAUGCCUUUAUCAGGAAUGGGAGAGUUUACCUGAAACAUUCCCAAGGAAUUUAAAGAGAUUUUGUAACCUGUAUUGUGUUGGAAAACUCAUCAAAAUACUGUUUGUUUGAUAAUAGGAGGAUUCAAAAGUUUGAAGCUUGUAUUCUAUGCUAAAACAAUGCCUUGCUCACAAUGUUCAGUUUCAUCAUUCGCAAAAUGAUGGAUUGUUGGUUUUCACUUUAAGGUACAAUUGAGAACAAUUGAAUUGAUACAUUUUCUAAGCUAUGCUCAAAACAAAAAUGCAUUACAAAGUUAGUCAUAUUUGUUAAGGUUUUGGGGUUUGUCUACCAAUGUACAGUUUCCUCUUAAAAAAAUGUUUUCUUUGUUUUUGAUGGUAUUAAAUGCCAAUUAAAGUGGGGAAUUUCUUUUAA